Messenger RNA from Jatropha curcas, 1430 nucleotides. RefSeq names its product 3-ketoacyl-CoA synthase 5. The record is from RefSeq and is a predicted model, not a curated record. Gene Ontology annotation, biological process: fatty acid biosynthetic process. Gene Ontology annotation, cellular component: membrane. Lineage: Eukaryota; Viridiplantae; Streptophyta; Magnoliopsida; Malpighiales; Euphorbiaceae. Gene Ontology annotation, molecular function: acyltransferase activity, transferring groups other than amino-acyl groups.
CCUUAUUAGGACUACCACUAGACAAAUUCUUCCCCAAGCUCCAAAUUUGUCCAUCUCUAAUGGAUUUGUCUGUUGCAACAUUCCUUAUUUUUCUAGUCCUUUUGUUUUCUAGUUUCAUUGUCAAAAAUUACGUUUUAAAAUCCUUUACAGUUUACCUCAUAGAUUUCUCUUGUUUCAAACCACCCAACUCCUGCAAAGUUCCUUUCUCUGUAUUUCUUGAACAUGCAUCCAUGAUCGAGUCGUUUGAUAGUGAAAGCGUUUCUUUCAUGGCUAAAAUCCUCAGUUCUUCUGGGCAAAGUCAAGAGACCUAUCUUCCUCCGGCAUUGCACUGCAUUCCUCCUAAAACUAACCAACAACAAUCCAUAAAAGAAGUACAGAUGGUUCUUUUCCCUAUUCUACAAGAUCUUCUUUCUAAAACUAAAAUAUCCCCUCGUGACAUCGAUAUACUUAUUGUAAAUUGUAGCGGGUUUUGUCCGUCACCUUCCUUAUCAUCCAUUAUUAUUAACAAAUACUCCAUGAGAGCUGAUAUUAAAAGCUAUAAUCUUUCUGGUAUGGGGUGCAGUGCAGGAGCCAUUUCCAUUGACUUGGCUUUUAACCUUCUCAAAGUUCAAAAGAAUGCUUACGCGCUUAUUCUUAGCACCGAAAUAUUAUCAACCGGUUGGUAUUCUGGCCACGAGAAAUCUAAGUUACUCCUUAACUGCCUAUUUAGAAUGGGAAGCGCAGCAAUUUUGCUCACAAAUAAAAAUGAAGCUAAAAAAUCAUCAAAAUACAAGCUUUUUUGCACAGUAAGGGCCCAAAGAGCUUCUGACGACAAAAGUUAUCAUUCGGCGAUUCGCGAAGAGGAUUCCAAUGGAAGACUCGGGGUUACGCUUAGGAGGGAUUUACUUCAAGUGGCUGGAGAAACUCUCAGGCCCAACAUAACAAUUCUUGGUUCACGUAUUUUGCCUUUCCCAGAAAUGCUACGAUAUAUCGUUUCGAUAAUUCAAAACAGGUACAUUGAUAAAUCAGGACAGGUAUACGUGCCAAAUUUCAAGAGGGUGAUACAGCAUUUUUGCCUGCCCACUUCAGGGAGGCCGGUGAUAAAAGAGAUAGCAAAAGGGUUAAAGCUUGGUGAUAGAGAAGUGGAAGCUGCAUUGAUGACACUGCAUAGGUUUGGCAAUCAAUCUUCUUCAUCGAUUUGGUAUGAACUUGCGUAUAUGGAAGCCAAAGAAAAAGUGAAAAAAGGCCACAAGGUGUGGCAGUUUGGGAUGGGAACUGGGCCUAAAUGCGCUAGUGUCGUUUGGGAGUGUUUAAGGCCCAUUAUUGGAGAGUCCAAGAAAGGCCCAUGGGCUGACUGUAUUGAUCGGUAUCCAAUCUUGGCCGUUGAUCUAGGCAUUUAAACUUUUUUUUUUCUUUUUGGGCGAGAUUAUAUAUAUAUAAACACUAGAAAA